CAGAUCUCUCAGCCACAGCAGUGAUUUUCUCUCAAGCAUCUACCAUCACUAGCUCCAAUCAGAAGAAUGGCUCGAUUAAUUGGGACUUUCCUGGGAAUAUUCCUCAUAAUCUCUGCUACUUCAGCCCAAAAUUUGCCGAAUGUUGAUCUCGAUGGGCUAAAAUCGCAACUCCCCGAAGGGCUUUUGCCCCAAAAUAUGGGCAAUGUCACGCAAACUGUUGAGGAAUUCAAGAAGUUAGUUAAGGAUAAGUGCAACAUGGUGUCGGGAAGUGAUGCAGCUUUUGAGGCAAUUGAGGAGGCUUCGGGGAAGUUGAUUGAAUGCCUCAUGGAUACAUUUAACUUCUCAACAAUUCAGGAGGAGAUUGAGAAAGCCCAACCCAAUGGGGAGCUCGAUACUGUCUUCAACAAAUACUGUAGGAAGCGUCAUAAUGCAACGGAUUGCAUUACAAGCUUCACAAAUCUCCUGGAGCCGUGCUUGACGGAGGAGGAGAUUUCCCAUAAGGAGGUGUACACAAACAUCAGCAAGAGCCUCUUGGGGUUCGUCUGCCACAAGGAUGGCGAUCAAAUUGCUCUUUUUAUUGCCGAAAAGGGACCCGAAUGUUUCCAGGAGCGCAAGGAUAGUCUCAUUGAGUGCUUCAACAAGACCUUCCCCAAAGUUUUUGAUCAAGUUCAUGAACCCGUAACGAUGGAUAAUCUCCCCAAAUUUGUCUUUGGAACUGAUCAAUGCCACGACAUGGAAAGGCUGCAGAUGUGCGUUGUGGAGGAGCUGGAGAAGUGUGAGGAAUCAACGCCGGCCAACCUUGUGGAUUCCGCCUUCAAGUUCAUUCGCAAUAAUACGCCAUGCAGCAACGUCACUUCAAUAAUCAAAAAGGGUGGUCCCAACAGUGCAGACAGCUCGAGGGCCUCCUUUGCCAUCAUUGGUAUGGCCCUCAUGACAACCACUGCUAGAUUUCUGCUGUGAAUUUAAGAGAAUAUGGAACAUUCGCAUAUUGACUGUGAUCCUCAUGAGCAGAAAAAGAACUUGAGAAAGAACACCCCCACACCACAGAACACUCGUAGAAAGUACGCGCACUUCUUUUUUUUUUUAAUUUCCCUGCAAUUGCUUUGUUUUUAUUAAUUUUUGAUUUAUAAAAGAAAUCUAAAGAGGUCAAAGUUUCCAAAGAGAAGAGCAUUCUCUUGUUCUUAUUCUAAAAUUGAAUUGGCUCUCUCUCUGUCUUAGCUUGUGCGUGUGUCGUCUGAUUACAUUAAUUGGCAAUUUAGUGGAAUUUAUUUCGUGAAUUUUUCUUUAUUAUUGAAGUUUUUUUAAAAAGGUAGAAUUAAGUUAAAAGAAAAGAAGAAUUAAAUGGAAAAGUGUUUACUAUGUAGGAAAAGCUUUAUUUUCUAUUAAUUAUUAUUCGUAAAAAAAAAGAAUUAUGUGGAAAAUGGUAUGUUGAUGUUUUCCCUGAGAUUUUCUUUCCUUCAUGGCAUAAUGUAAAAGUGAAUAAAAUCGUGUAAUUUAUAAUACAAUGAAAAAAAAAUGAAUGCAAAAAUGUAA
Messenger RNA from Lutzomyia longipalpis, 1533 nucleotides. Its product is annotated as 27 kDa hemolymph protein-like. The transcript is spliced from 4 exons. NCBI's taxonomy places the organism in Eukaryota, Metazoa, Arthropoda, Insecta, Diptera, Psychodidae. The record is from RefSeq and is a predicted model, not a curated record. The coding region runs from base 67 to 960 and encodes 297 amino acids.